Molecule: messenger RNA, 879 nt
Organism: Notothenia coriiceps (black rockcod)
Lineage: Eukaryota; Metazoa; Chordata; Actinopteri; Perciformes; Nototheniidae
Product: regulation of nuclear pre-mRNA domain-containing protein 2-like
Exons: 5
Coding region: 30-860 (276 amino acids)
Biological process (GO): mRNA 3'-end processing
Molecular function (GO): RNA polymerase II complex binding
Source: RefSeq, a predicted model, not a curated record
GCGCAGCACCACAGCAGACAGACUGAAAGAUGGCGGCUGGUUCUGGGGCUGCUGGAGCCCGCAGCUCCAACGCUGGUCUGGAAGGGUCUUUGGACCGACGGUUUCAAGGAGUUUCCAACACUAUGGAGUCAAUACAAGGACUUUCAAACUGGUGCAUUGAAAACAAAAAGCACCACAGCCUGGUCGUUCGCUACUGGAUGAAGUGGCUCAAGAAAUCUGACAACCCUCAUCGAUUGAAUCUCUUCUACGUUGCAAACGAUGUGAUACAGAACUGCAAGAGAAAGAAUGCUAUCGUGUUUCGUGCGUCCUUUGCAGAGGUCCUUCCCAACGCUGCUCAGUUCAUCAGAGAUCCGAAGGUCCGCAACUCAGUGGAGAGGAUUUUUGGGAUUUGGGAGGAGAGGAGCGUGUAUCCCAAGGAGGUCAUUGCCGGGUUUAAGGCUGGCAUAAACAAAAAGGAAAAGGAGAGAGAGAAGCAGAAGGAAAAAGAGAAAGAAAGGAAGAAGGAAAAGGAGAAGCAGAAAGAAAAGGAGAAAGAAAAAGAGACGCCCCCGGCAACUGCCCCAGCCAACACCAAAGCUGCCCUGAAGUCCAAGAUCUUAGCGGAGUUCACCCCCCAGUCCCUCAUCGAUCAGUUGUCGAAAUAUAAGCAGGUGGUUGCAGAAGAGGAGCUCAGGGAGAACCAGCUGACAGCUCUCAGGGUGGAUGUCUGCAGCACAGAGGCUCUCAAGAGACUGAAAGGUCAGAGGUCACUGGGCCCAUUUCUGCAUCAUCACACACUCAUUGUCCUUUGUACUGUAUGUAUUAGACCACAUACAGACUUGUCACUUGAUGUGUCCUCUUCAGGUCAAGUGCAGGAUUGAACACAACCCAGUAGAGGUG